Molecule: messenger RNA, 579 nt
Organism: Oikopleura dioica
Lineage: Eukaryota; Metazoa; Chordata; Appendicularia; Copelata; Oikopleuridae
Source: the annotation of a GenBank genome assembly
AUGUUUAACGAGCUUGACACAAACUGCACAAUUUUCGAUGGGAGCUCAUUCACGCAAGGCCCGAACACACAAACCAAACACAUGUUUGGCUCGAUGGUCACGUUUUUUGACGGAAAUCCGAUGAUCCUCGGUGGGUAUAAAGGCUUCGGACAAGAUGAAGUCGCUGUUGAAAAACUUGGAGAGUCAAGUUGGACUUCGAUGCCACCAAUGCCAACACCCCUAAGGUUAUUCUCAGCAGUGGCGGUUAAUUUAGGUCCAGGGCACCAGGCAAUCUGGGUAUUUGGAGGAAUUACUGGAAUCGAUGAUGUUUCUCAGUCGAGUUCAUUCUACUUUCAGAAUAAUGUUUGGACGCCCGGCCCAGAUAUGCUGAGGCCACGGCAUGGUCAUAGAACCAUCAAAUACUCUAUAAACGAGAAGCCUGUCCUACUCCACAUCGGCGGCGACAUGGUAAAAAACGACACUCUCCCGGUAGAGAGCUUCGACAUCCACACAACUAGCUCGCACGAUUUAAACCUACAACUUGCUUUCUAUACCGACUUUCCAGAGGUCUUCUAUGUACCCCCAAAUAUUUGCUCAUAA